UUCGAUAUAACGACAUUCUUAUUGAUACGUACAACUGAUAACGGGAGUUGAACCCUCUGGCAGUGGCCAACCUUUCUUCGCCUCAUUAGUGUUGCGGCGUUGCUACUGCCAAGCAACGGUUUUACUCGAAAGUAAGAAAGAAACUUUAGGAAAAGGCUAAAAAUUUUCCAAGAAACUUUGAAAACGCGAUAAACGUUGGACCGACAUGUUGAAGUAUCGUUUGGCAUUAAUGGCGGCUGUAAUGCUCACCAGCGUUCUGCUGAUGAGUCAAUCAUCAGCAGCAGCCAAUGAUCAAAUAGAACAGCUGAAAAAUCAAUUUAUGCCCGCCCAAUUACGGAAUACCAACUUCACAGCAGAUGAUUUGAAAAAGGUCUUCAAGGAGAAGUGCAAAAAGGCAUCUGGCGUUGACAACUCCACCCUUUAUCAGGAAGUCGAAAAGGGCAGCGUUAAAUUUAUCGCUUGUCUCUCCGGCUUGGCAAAUUUAACGUCUCUGCAACAGGAGAUCGAAGUGGCUCGGCCCAUAGGGGAACUGGACACGGUUUUCCACAAACACUGCCAAAAAGCACCGCAAGCAGAAAAGUGUUUCCGCGAAUUCAAUGAAAUCAUUCAGCCAUGUUUGAGCCGGGAGGAGAAAUCGCAAAAUGGGGUUAUGGUGCGCAUUGUCUCGGGUCUGCUCAAUUUCAUGUGCUCCCGUGGUGGAGAUCAAAUUGCCCUGUUCGUGGCCGAAGAUGGUCCUGAGUGCCUGGAGGCCAACAAAGAGGCCAUCACAAAUUGCGCCAACAAGUCCUUCACAGAGUUUGUUCCCAAACAAACUAUUACAGAUAUCUUCAAUUUGCCCGAUUUCACCUUGGAGCCGGAGCAUUGUGUGGACUUGGCCAAGUUCGAAGCUUGCACUUUGCAUCAUCUGGAACAGUGCCAAGAAAUAACACCCGCCAAUGUGGCCGAGUCUGUCUUUAAGUUUGUCAAAAACGAAACGAGCUGCAAGGCAUUUUUGGAGGGUAAGGCCAAGCCCAGAUCAAUUUUGAAGGAACCCAGAAAUGCAGCCACCAGUAUCCGAACUAGUAUUUUGGCACUUUUGCUGCUCUUCCUAGGUGCCAAAAUGAUUUUAUAAAUUUUGUGUAUGAGAUUGUUAGCCAAUCUGGAUGCCAUCGUUGUUGUUAUAGUGUUUCAUAAUAUUAAGUAAAACAAAAUAUUUAUUUAUAGUCCUC
This is a messenger RNA of Stomoxys calcitrans (stable fly), 1208 nucleotides long. Its product is annotated as 27 kDa hemolymph protein. Bases 206 to 1111 code for a protein of 301 amino acids. The record is from RefSeq and is a predicted model, not a curated record. NCBI's taxonomy places the organism in Eukaryota, Metazoa, Arthropoda, Insecta, Diptera, Muscidae. The transcript is spliced from 2 exons.